UAAGAGGCUAGGGAGUAGUAAGAGCCUUCAAUAGUAUCUAUAUAAACCAACCUCCUUAUUGUUAUACAUUCACAAAACCAAUAAAUUAAAUCAAAUUACAAACUAAACUACCUUUUGUUGUUUAAGCGAUAAACAUGUUAAGAAUCUCCCCAGAAGAACCAAAAAUCCAUGUAGUAUGCAUACCAUACCCGGCACAAGGCCAUAUAAGGCCAAUGCUAAAACUAGCCAAACUCCUUCAUUCAAAAGGCAUUCAUAUAACAAUGAUCAACACUGAAUACAACCACCGUCGUCUUCUCCGAGCUCGCGGCCUUAAUUCGCUCAAUGUCGUCCCAUCUUUUCGGUUCGAGGCAAUUCCAGACGGUUUACCAUCAUCCGAUGCGGAUGCUACACAAGAUAUUCCUACUUUAUGUCAUGCUGUUUUGAAUUACUUUCUUGAACCAUUCAAGAAGGUUAUUCUUAGACUAAAUGAUUCUUCCUCGGGUUCGCCUCGUGUUAAUAUGAUUAUAUCGGAUUGUGUUAUGCCUUUUAGUUUGGAUGCUUCACGUGAGUUGGGUGGGAUUCCCUUGAUGUGGUUGUGGACUGCUAGUGCUUCAGGUUUUCUUGGGUAUUCUCAGUAUCGUAGUCUUAUCGACAAGGGUAUCGUGCCUUUUAAAGAUUCAAACUUCGCAAUAAAUGGUUCCUUAAACAAGGUCAUGGAUUGGGUGCCUAGCAUGAAUAAUAUACAAUUGAAAUAUAUUCCAAGCUUUAUCAGAACCACAGACAAAGAUGACAUUAUGUUAAAUUUUCUAAUAACUACAACUGAAACAGCUGCCCAAUCAUCUUUUCCUAUAAUUUUUAAUUCCUUUGAUGCAUUUGAGUAUGAUGUUCUAAGGGACAUUUCAAAAAUAGUACUUGGUCCUAUGUACACUAUUGGACCCAUGCAAUUACAACUAAAUAAUGUGUUAGAUGACCCUCUUGUCAAGUCUUUGGGAUCUAAUCUUUGGAAAGAAGAUCAAGAAUGUAUAAAAUGGCUUGAUUCAAAGGACCCAAAAUCAAUUGUUUAUGUGAGUUUUGGAAGCAUUACAACUAUGACAAAUGAAAAUCUAAUUGAGUUUGCCUGGGGUCUUGCGAAUAGUAAUCAUCCUUUUUUGUGGAUUUUGAGACCUGAUAUUGUUAGUGGGGAUUCAGCUGUUAUACCACAUGAAUUUCUGGUUGAAACGAAAGAUCGAGGAUUAAUUACUAGUUGGUGUGAUCAAGAAAAGGUUUUGAAUCAUCCAUCGAUUGGUGCAUUUUUAACGCAUUGUGGAUGGAAUUCGAUGUUGGAUACGAUUUGCAGUGGGGUGCCUGUGAUAUGCUGGCCUUUUUUUGCGGAACAACAGACUAAUUGUUGGUUUAGUUUCGAAAAAUGGGGGAUUGGAAUGGAAAUUGAUAAUGAGGUUAGAAGGUAUGAGGUUGAAAAGCAAGUGACAGAGCUUAUGGAAGGUGAAAAGGGAAAAGAGAUGUCAAAGAAUGCAAUGAAGUGGAAGAAUUUAGCUGAAGAAGCAAUUGCAACUCCUAAUGGUUCAUCCUACAUAAACUUUGACAAGUUGAUUAAUCAAGUGAUUCUUCCUCUUAAAAAUCAUGACAAGAAGUAAUGUUAUGUUAAUUUAUUGAAUAAAUUAUGAGUUAUUCUUUUGGGUUGAUAGACAUGGUUUGUUUUUGUUUUUUCAUUAGAUUAUUUUGCAUUAAAUUUGAAAGCAAACUUGUGUUAUUGAUCUCAUAUGUUACUACUUUGCUUUACUUAUUGAUGAAGAGAUUUUCUUUUGGUG
Messenger RNA from Amaranthus tricolor (Joseph's coat), 1787 nucleotides. RefSeq names its product 7-deoxyloganetin glucosyltransferase-like. The record is from RefSeq and is a predicted model, not a curated record. Gene Ontology annotation, molecular function: UDP-glycosyltransferase activity. Bases 135 to 1613 code for a protein of 492 amino acids. Lineage: Eukaryota; Viridiplantae; Streptophyta; Magnoliopsida; Caryophyllales; Amaranthaceae. The transcript has 2 exons.